AGAUGUGACGAAACGAGCUAAGCACCGUUUGCGCACACAGCGUGACAUCGUGCAAACGCAGCCACCGUCAGUGAAACGAACACCUAUACAUUGCCAGAUCGGCGUGACUGUAGGCGUCAGUUGUGUGGUCCACAGCCUCCAAAGACAAUAGCUAUGAAGGUGUUCCUGCUGGCAGCGGUGGUGGCGGUGGCCGCGGCCUCGUACUCCCCCGCUCCCGCGGCGUCUCGGACCGGCCCCAGCCAGCGGCCCGUCCAGCCGAAGCAGACGGGGUACGACCAGCAGGAGCACCCGUACGCCUUCGAGUACUCGGUCAGCGACCCGUACUCGGGCGCCAACUUUGCGCAGCAGGAGGCCGGCGACGGCCACAGCACCCAGGGCCGCUACAGCGUGGCGCUGCCCGACGGCCGCAUCCAGCACGUCAACUACGUCGCCGACCACUACAACGGCUUCAACGCCGAGGUCACCUACGAGGGCGAGGCCCAGUACCCCAAGGACCGCCCGGGCCAGGGCUACGGCGCUGGGUCGGCCACCAACACAGCAGCUGGAUACAAUGCAGCUCCCUCAUAUAACUCUGUUUCUUCCGGUGGCCGCCCCGCCUCCUCCUAUAAUGGUGCUUCUAGUUACAACGCAGCACCUUCCUUUAACGCAGUGCCUUCGUACAGGGCUGCGUCUUCGCAUAACGCAGCAUCCUCCUAUAACGCAGCCCCUUCCAUUAACGCAGCCUCCUCGUACGGCUCCAGGCCUCUCAAUGGCCCGGUUUCUUACAACGGUGCCUCUGACUUCAAUGCUGCUGUGUCCGGUGCCGGUAUUGUUAACGCAGCUCAUUCCCUGGGCAAUGUUGGCGAUACUGUUUCUUCCUACACGAGCUAUGCGUAACUAGCUGCUGCCGGCUGUCAUGUGCUCCCGCGCUUUAUCGAUAAUACACAUGUCUCAGCAGUGAACAGCUUCGGGGCUGAUGGCUUCUCAAUAUUGCUCCUGAUUAGAGCAUAAAAAUGUUAUUUGCUACUAGCUGAGCUGUUACAUUUAUA
This is a messenger RNA of Amphibalanus amphitrite, 1028 nucleotides long. RefSeq names its product cuticle protein 7-like. The transcript has 2 exons. The record is from RefSeq and is a predicted model, not a curated record. NCBI's taxonomy places the organism in Eukaryota, Metazoa, Arthropoda, Thecostraca, Balanomorpha, Balanidae. Gene Ontology annotation, cellular component: extracellular matrix. The coding region runs from base 154 to 876 and encodes 240 amino acids.